CUCUUCUAUGAAUCCAGCGUCAAGCCACACUCAAGUUUCAUCAGGUCCUAUCUGGCCUGAUCCAACUCCUUUCAGCCGCCCAGCCUGAGGUGCAAAGCGGCUUCGUGCUGUGUUGCUGGAGACAUCCAGAAAGGGCCCUCCCUUCGGAAAGGGCAUAAAGCCACUUGCAAUCACAACACAGCACUCCAGGAGCAAAAAGGUGCUGAGAGGAGCCUGCCCGUUGUCGGAGGGGGAGAUUCAGAUCUGGACAGACGCGAGAGACACUGUGGAGGUGGUUUUUCGACAUGAAGCUGGCAGCAAAUCUUGUCUGUUUGUUCGCAUGCCUCACAGCAGUGGCCUGUGACCGCGUCUAUGUCCACCCCUUCAAUUUGUUUUCUUUUAACAAGAGUACCUGCGAGGAGCUGGAGAACCUGGUCCAGGAAGGAAAGAAGACGUUUGUCCCUGUCUCAAUCGAGUCCCAAACCAGACCUGCCUAUGAAGAUCACCUGAAUGACAUAGUCAAGCUGGAAACCAUGAGCUUGAGCAUCAGAGAGAGGCAGAGAGUGAGCUGCCUGAAGGACUUUGUCUAUGUCUUAGGUGCACGGUUUUACAGUGAGCUGAAGGAAGCACACAGAGGCCAAAACCUCCUCCUGUCACCAACCAGUGUCUAUGGCUCCUUGGUGUCCUUCUACCUAGGUGCGUCAAACCAGACGGCAACUGAUUUGCAGGGUUUGCUGGGAUUUGUUAGCCCCUCUGGAGACCCUGACUGCACUUCCACAGUCGAUGGACACAAAGUCCUUUCAACCCUGAGGACUAUCGAAAGCCUCCUGGUCAAGAACAGGGAUAAGGAGUUGCUCUUUUCCAAGACGCUCUACCUGUUCUCUGCCCCCAGGGUGCCUUUGUCUGAAUUAUUUGUGCAUGACUUGGUCCCUUCUGCCAACGCGCUCUACGUUCGAGCCGUCGAUUUCACAAACCCAGGUGCGGCAGCAAAACAGAUAAACGCCUUUGUGGAGGCCAAAAGCGGGGGCCGAAGCAAGCACUUACUGGCAGACCUCGAUCCAGCCACCAGCCUGCUGUUUGCAGCAGACUUUCACUUGGCAGUCACUAUUAAGAAAGCCUCGCGGCUGAAAGAGCCUCAGAAAUUCUGGGUUGAUUCAAACACCAAGGUCUCAGUGCCUGGGAUGUCAGUGAUGGGGACGUUCAAGUACAAAACUGACGCCAGCAAGACCUUCGCUGUGAUUGAAGCUCCCGUCAGCAAGAACGCUCUGCUAGUGCUGGUGCAGCCCAUUAAUGGCAAUGACCUGGACAAGAUAGAGGCCAAGCUUCCCGUGCAAUCCUCCGCCUGGCUUCAGGAUUUGUCUCCAAGACAAAUCAAAUUAACUUUGCCGGAGUUAACAGUAGAAGGCAACUCUGAUCUUCAGGAACUUCUUACAGAUAUGAAACUACCUGCAUUGCUGGGGAAGGAAGCAGAUCUCAGUAAAAUAAGUGAGGCCAACCUAACUGUUGGAAAGAUAGUAAAUAAAGCCCUUCUCAAACUCAACAGUGAUGGAGCAGGUCAAUCAGAAGAUCCUGCAACACAAAAGGAAGAUUUGGGGCUUCUGGAAGUAACGCUGAACAAGCCAUUCCUUUUAGCUGUUUUUGAAGAGAAGUCCAAGGCAAUGCUUCUUCUAGGCAGAGUAACAAACCCGCUGAGCAGGGUUUAAAUGCAAGCACUGAAAAGGGGUGGGGGGUGAGGGGGAAAUAAAUGGUGCAUGCUCCGUUUCCCAUCACCUUUUUUGUAUUCAUUAGCUGUUUUUAUGAUCUUGUUGAGUACUUAGCUUUGAGAAAAAGCAGAUAAUAUUUGCAAACAGAGCUUCUUAAAAGCUACAAAAUUGCCUGCAACAUUCCAUCUUUUUUCACCUUUUUAAUGUGAGAUGACUCAAACUUUCUCCAUCUCCUCUUCUUUCCCUCUUCCCACUUUCUCACUUCGCUCCCCAGUUCCUUUAAGGCAGUGAGUACAAAACAGUAGUCAGCAAGACAUUGACUUUAAAAAAUAAAGUUCUGUGAAGGGCAAGCAGCAUUUACUACAGAAAGGUCCCAAAAAAAGGGAUUUAAUUUUUCCUUAAGAGGUCUUUUUUUUUUUUUUUUUUUAAGUUUGGUCGGUUUUGCAGGAGGGACCCUCUUUUAAGUUACAGGGAAAGUUUUACAGUUAUCGACAAGGAUUUCUAGCUUGCUCAGUCACAUUUUCCUUUAAAAUGCUGCCUGCCCAUGGUGUUGGCUUUACUUGGCCCACUGAGAAAAUAUUUUGCCUUGGAAGCAAAAAUACAUUUGUAGAAAGUUUCUUCUUUCUGUAGCCUAAAUAGAUAUGCCUAUUUAACUCUAUGGAUAAGCUAAAAAUAGGGCUCAGCAGCACUAAUGAACUGCAGUGGAGAAAUUCUCAUACCCUGAUAGAAGUAUAUGGAUUUUUUUGGUUUUAAGAAAAAAAAUAAGGCCUACUAUUUCAACACCAUCGCAUUACUUUAUAAGCAUUUAUUAUAGCCUUAUAAUGAAAAACAUUACUACUGGUUAGGAGCCUGGAUCUGAAAACCUUAACAUACCCAAAUCACGUGUUCUUAAAUACUAUUUUUAUUGGAGUUAUCUGUACUAAUGGCAGGUGUGCCACUACAUGAGUAAAAGAGGUUUCCAAGGUCCAAUUCUCUUCUUAGAAGUCAUAUAUGUUUAAAAUGUUAAACUGGAACAACCAGACUUGGAUUUUGAAUCAGGAAGAAAAGAACAGGGAGUAAAAUCUUGGUACUAGGAAAGUCUACGGGAGCUCCGCCUUUGAUAUCAGUGGAGCAAGCAUUUCCACCCAUCUUUAUAGAUUUGUCUUUAGCGAUGAUGGCAUUUGGAUAGUAAUUGCAAACCUCUUUGGUACGGUAGCUCAUUGUCAUCCAUCGUGGCCCAAAUUUCUAAGCAACUCAGAAUCACUAAUACCAGUAGUCUCCUAUCAGUGGUAUAGAUCCAUGACAGAUCCUUCCACCUCAGUGGAAGACUUAAUGAAUAGCACAACCCACUACUGGGAAUACUAGGAUUGCAAAGGCUAUGAUGUAGCAUCCAUAUGUUUAUCUGAUUAUACUGUAUGUAUUCCAGAUGCUCUAACAUCUAAAUUUUGUGCUUGUGUUGUACGCAGAAGUAGUCUAAUCGCAGAUGUGCGGAGAGGAAAAAUGCAAAUAAAACUACUUACAAAUUGCUUUAA
Struthio camelus australis is the source of this 3193-nucleotide messenger RNA. RefSeq names its product angiotensinogen (gene AGT). Gene Ontology annotation, molecular function: serine-type endopeptidase inhibitor activity. Lineage: Eukaryota; Metazoa; Chordata; Aves; Struthioniformes; Struthionidae. The record is from RefSeq and is a predicted model, not a curated record. Gene Ontology annotation, biological process: regulation of systemic arterial blood pressure by renin-angiotensin; regulation of apoptotic process; negative regulation of endopeptidase activity.